UUCUCGACAUUCUCGUGCACACCAUAAUAUCGACAACAGCAAUUUGUGCGUUUAAUUUCGUACUCGACAAGUUGAUCGGACAGAAAACAUUCAAUAUCUCUGUUUGUUCUUAUUGCAAGUGUCUUUUAUUCAUUUUUAUAUCCUCCAAACACUAUAAAUCAUACAAUUUCAAUAAUGGCUUCACCGUUAGACAUGGACAAGUUUCUAGCCAAUUUGAGCAACCUUCCUACCCAGAUACAGCAAAAUCUCAGUCUGUUGCAAAGCAUCGAUUUAAAAUCGCAAGACCUGAUACGCAACAUAACAAAAGAGACCGACGAUUACCUUAUGAACAAAAAAUAUUUGACCGACAAAAAUAAUAAAUCUUUAAACAGCAUCAAAAGUCAGUUUGUGAAAGCAAAAGAGUAUGGUGACGAUAAAGUUCAGUUGUCUCUACAGACAUACACGGUGGUGGAUGAACAAAUAAAAAAUAUGGAUGCAUAUUUUAUGUGGUACGAAGCCAACAUCCAAGCUAAAGCCAUUAACGCCGCCAAAACAAUUGAGCAAGAUUCACAAAAACAAAAACCUAAUAAGACCGAGAACAAUGACAUUAAAAAGAAACAAUUAGAUAAAGGAGGAAAAAAAACAAGUGCUGCAUCUCAAAAAGCACAGUCGGAUGUCAAUGUUCCUAAAAAUUUCCCUAAAAGCGGAGUGGUCGGUGCACUGGUUGGCAAAGGGGUUGUACGUCCGGCUGCAGUAAUCGACAUGCCUGUUGAUCCGAAUGAACCAAAGUUUUGUCUGUGUAACCAAGUCUCAUUUGGGGAAAUGAUAGGGUGUGAUAACCCAGAUUGUACCAUCGAAUGGUUCCAUUUUGUUUGCGUCAAAUUGACUACUAAGCCCAAAGGAAAAUGGUUCUGUCCAAAAUGCAAACAGCCAGAAGAAAAACAGUAAUACAUCCUAUACUCUCCUCGAUUUUUAUUAUAAUAAUAUUUUAAACUUUCUUUCAAUUUUUAUCGCUUAAUAGACGUCAAAUGCUUUUACUAUCUAAAUAAUAUUAUAAAAUACUAUUUAA
This is a messenger RNA of Rhopalosiphum maidis (corn leaf aphid), 1048 nucleotides long. Its product is annotated as inhibitor of growth protein 4-like. Gene Ontology annotation, biological process: regulation of DNA-templated transcription. Gene Ontology annotation, cellular component: nucleus. NCBI's taxonomy places the organism in Eukaryota, Metazoa, Arthropoda, Insecta, Hemiptera, Aphididae. The transcript has 6 exons. The record is from RefSeq and is a predicted model, not a curated record. The coding region runs from base 175 to 927 and encodes 250 amino acids.